Chanos chanos (milkfish) is the source of this 4007-nucleotide messenger RNA. RefSeq names its product potassium voltage-gated channel, subfamily H (eag-related), member 5b (gene kcnh5b). Gene Ontology annotation, molecular function: voltage-gated potassium channel activity. The transcript has 11 exons. The record is from RefSeq and is a predicted model, not a curated record. Bases 125 to 3244 code for a protein of 1039 amino acids. Gene Ontology annotation, biological process: regulation of membrane potential; potassium ion transmembrane transport. Gene Ontology annotation, cellular component: voltage-gated potassium channel complex; plasma membrane. Lineage: Eukaryota; Metazoa; Chordata; Actinopteri; Gonorynchiformes; Chanidae.
GCGACGUUACCAUGAACCUCUUCCUCGCGCUAGCAGAGGAUCCCGCCGACUGUGCCCACCUCAAGAGAGCAGCACGCGACCAGCAGCCCGUAAGCCCAAGAGUCACCGCUCCGCCGCACGCACCAUGCCCGGGGGAAAGAGAGGGCUUGUGGCGCCACAGAAUACUUUCUUGGAAAAUAUCGUCAGACGCUCAAGUGAAACGAGUUUCUUGCUUGGGAACGCGCAGAUUGUGGAAUGGCCGGUGGUGUACAGUAACGAUGGCUUCUGCAAGCUCUCCGGAUACCACAGAGCAGAGGUCAUGCAGAAAAGCAGCACUUGCAGUUUCAUGUAUGGGGAACUAACAGAUAAAAAGACCAUCGAUAAAGUGCGACAAACAUUUGACAGCUAUGAGUCCAACUCCUUUGAACUGCUGCUGUACAAAAAGAACAGAACUCCUGUGUGGUUCUAUAUGCAGAUUGCGCCCAUCCGUAAUGAGAAUGACAGGGUGGUUCUGUUCCUCUGCACCUUUAAAGACAUCACCGUCUUCAAACAGCCCAUCGAGGAUGACAGUACCCGGGGCUGGACUAAGUUUGCCCGUCUGACCCGGGCUUUGACCAGCAGCAGGACCACCCUGCAGCAGCUCACACCCCUGAACAAAACAGAUGUCACCUCACACAAGCCCUCCAGACUGGCAGAGGUUCUGCAGCUGGGCUCAGAUAUCCUCCCCCAGUAUAAACAAGAGGCCCCUAAGACCCCACCCCACAUCAUCCUUCACUACUGCACCUUUAAGACCACCUGGGACUGGGUGAUUCUCAUCCUCACCUUCUACACUGCCAUCAUGGUACCCUACAAUGUGUCCUUCAAAACCAAGCAAAACAACGUCACGUGGCUGGUUCUGGACAGCGUGGUUGACGUCAUCUUCCUCGUGGACAUUGUGCUGAACUUCCACACCACGUUUGUGGGGCCUGGUGGUGAGGUUAUCUCUGAUCCCAAACUCAUACGAAUGAACUACCUGAAAACCUGGUUCGUCAUCGACCUGCUCUCCUGUCUGCCCUACGACAUCAUCAACGCCUUCGAGAAUGUGGAUGAGGGAAUCAGUAGUCUGUUCAGCUCUCUCAAAGUGGUACGCCUGCUGCGUUUGGGGCGUGUGGCCCGCAAACUGGACCACUACCUGGAGUAUGGGGCAGCCGUACUGGUUUUACUGGUAUGUGUUUUUGGCCUGGUGGCCCACUGGCUCGCUUGCAUUUGGUACAGCAUCGGAGAUUAUGAGGUCAUUGAUGAGCUUACGAACACCAUUAAGACCGACAGCUGGCUGUACCAGUUAGCAACCAGCAUCGGAUCCCCGUACCGGUACAACGUGAGUGGAUCUGGUCAGUGGGAGGGCGGGCCAGGCAAACACUCUCUCUACAUCACAUCACUGUACUUCACCAUGACCAGUCUAACCACCAUUGGCUUCGGCAACAUCGCCCCCACCACGGAUGGAGAGAAAAUCUUCUCCGUGGCCAUGAUGAUGGUGGGAUCUCUCUUGUACGCCACCAUCUUUGGCAACGUGACGACCAUAUUCCAGCAGAUGUAUGCCAACACCAACCGCUACCAUGAGAUGCUGAACAACGUGCGAGACUUCCUCAGACUCUAUCAGGUGCCCAAGGGCCUGAGUGAGAGGGUCAUGGACUAUAUCGUCUCUACCUGGGCCAUGACCAAGGGCAUUGACACAGAGAAGGUGCUGUCCAUCUGCCCUAAGGACAUGCGGGCGGACAUCUGUGUCCACCUCAAUAGGAAGGUCUUCAAUGAGCACCCGGCAUUCCGAUUGGCCAGUGACGGCUGCUUGCGCUCACUCGCAGUGGAGUUCCAGACCAUCCACUCUGCCCCCGGUGACCUCAUCUUCCAUGCUGGUGAGAGUGUGGACACCCUGUGCUUUGUGGUGUCAGGAUCACUUGAGGUCAUCCAAGAUGAUGAGGUCAUUGCUAUAUUAGGUAAAGGAGAUGUAUUUGGAGAUGUGUUCUGGAAGGAGACAACACUAGCUCAUGCAUGUGCCAAUGUACGUGCGCUUACCUACUGUGACCUGCACAUCAUAAAGAGAGAGGCACUACUCAAAGUACUGGACUUCUACACAGCUUUCGCCAGCUCCUUCUCUCGAAACCUAAUCCUCACCUGCAACCUACGCAAACGGAUCAAAUUUCGAAAGAUCAGUGACGUGAAGAAGGAAGAGGAGGAGAGACAGCGAUCCAAAAAUGAUGUCCAAAUCACCAUCCCUGCCGACCACCCGGUCAGAAAACUCUUCCAGAAGUUCAAGCAGCAGAGGGAGCUCCGGAACCAGGGUGCCACCACACAACUGGACCUAGAAAAGAACCAGUUCCAGGUUGAGCAGCACCAACCUCAACAUCAUCUGCAUGCUCAAGGCCUCCAGAAACACUUGCACACUGCCAUUGUGCAGCAGAACACACAGCUCUCAGGUCAAAAUGGCUUGGCCAGCACAGUGAGCUGCAGCAGCAUGGUAACCAUAUCCCAGAUCACAUCCAUUAACAACUCUCUGGCCUGCACCAAGACUGGUGACACCUUCAAACAGAACAACCAGGAGGUGGGGGAGUUGAAGCCUAACACGAGCCCUGUUCCAAUGAGUGACUCAGCACAGGUAAAGGUGAGUAAUGCGGCACGUGCCAACCCUACUGGCGUGGGGCGGGGAUGGUCACGACUCAAGAAAAACUUGGGAACUUCCCCAUCUCCGCCGGUGGAGGAGCGGAGGAAAGGGCCGCUGAACAACAAGGCCUCAUCGGCAGAGCGCCUCUCCCCAGAGGUCAGACUGCACACGGAUGGGGUGGGCCAAGCAGACAGGUUCCUGGAAGGAGAGAGUGUAUCUAGGAAAAACUCCCUACGGAAAACAGAUUCCUGGGAUAGUGGCCUGACUCAGAGCGAUCAGAGGCUGGACCGGUUUGGGGAGGCCUACAGCCCCGUGCCUGGGGGAGGAGGUGGAGGUCGGGAGGUGCUGUCUCAGGAGCACUUCUACCUUGGGCAGGAGCACUCAUUUCAGGCCGUCCUGCAGGAGGCCAAGCUGGAGCUUCGCGGGGAGAUCCAGGCCCUGAGCGUCCGCAUGGCUACCCUGGAGGACCAGGUGGGCCAGAUUCUGAGGUUGCUUUCAGAGAAGAGAGCAUCUCCUGACCAGAUCUCUACCCCCAAAAUGCAAAGACUCAGACUUAAAUCCAGCGAUGUCUUCACUGUGUCCACCCCAGGUACACCUGACUCUGACCAGGACAUUGGGUCCCUGUGAGAAAACAAAAAACAUGCUCUCUUAAGUGACAAACCACUUAGACAAAACAGUUCUGUUUUACUUCUGUUAUACAAGCAGUGAAACUGAAACAGAGAUUAGAACUGAAAAUAUUUUAAGUUGUCGUUCAUGGGGUAUUUAAAGAGGUGUUGAUCUCUUGAACUCUGUGUGCUGCUGAAACUUUUACAUAUCUGACAUGUCUCCCUUAAAGGGAGUUUAACUAAGCUUAUUUUAAUAUAAACAAUUUGUUUUGGUAAAUAUUUGCAUGUCCAGCUGGAUUCUGGUCUGCCAAAGAGGACUUUAGUAUUUAUGACCAUUUCUUGCAUGUACAUCCUGUAGCUGACAGCAUGUAAGCUUAUAAGAACUACUGAGAUCACUUUUGACCUUCGCCCUGUACAUAGAAACUUGCUUUUAUCGCAUUUACUCACAAUAAGAAAAAAAAACAGGUUUUUGAGUAAAAGUAGCAGCAUGUUCUGACAAGUCUGGUUCCAUGAGGCACAGCACCAAAUGAAUUCAGAAGACUAACUUCACUGGUUCCAUUAUAUUAAUGCAAAGAGGGUGGUAUUAAUCACUGGAUUCUUUUUACCAGUUAGGAUUUAACGGUUCUGUGAGAGCAUGAUCUCUGUAUGAGAAUGAGACUUUCAAUAGUCACAAGCUUUUUAAUAUUUAAAUGUAAAAGCAAUAUUAUUACACCGUCUCUGUGCAAGACCAAUGUAUAUCACUCGAGAGGCCUUUGCAAGAAAACACUAACUUUCCCAGUUUAUUU